Sclerotinia borealis F-4128 is the source of this 1026-nucleotide messenger RNA. The record is from the annotation of a GenBank genome assembly. Lineage: Eukaryota; Fungi; Ascomycota; Leotiomycetes; Helotiales; Sclerotiniaceae.
AUGGUACCACCCAACAAACGAAAAGCAGAAGGAUCACCAGCGACACAGCGAUUUACUAAAGUUCCUAGGACCGGGCUCCAGAUGGGGCAGUCAAAUCCACAAUCAUCCAUGGCUGCAUUAUUUAGGGCGAAUAAGCUAGUUCACGACUUGAAAGAUUCGCAGCUUCGCACUAUUCUCGUUCAAGCAUAUAUCACACAUCCUGACAUAGCCCACGUAGUCGAUUUGGAACAUGCAAAGAUGGAGCAUUUAGAUGAAGCCCCAUCCGAAUCCGACGCUGAACUAGAUGCUGCUCCUGACGCUGCCUCUAGUUCCGAAUCAGAAGACAUUACUGACGAAAGACCUCGUGCGAACGGGGACGAUGAGAUUUCAGGAUCGGAGAAUGAAAACCCCAAUAAAGAUAGAAAGGUCACAGAACUCAAACGGCGCGGUAUUUUUGAAGAUUUCUCCUGCUCCUGUAAAGACGAAUGCGCAAGCAGUCGAUGCCAAUGUUCCAAGAACUCCUUCAGUUGCGGUCCAGACUGCAAAUGUACCUCCUGUGUCAACAUUUUGAACAAAUUUGCCCUCUUCCUCGGAGAAGAAAGAUUACGCGCUACCAAUUGUUUUGCCGGUUGGAUGAAGGCUCAAGGGCCUGAUUUCGAUCUUAAUUCCGCAUACACACAAGAAGAACUACGAAGUACGAUUAUGGGAGUCGAUGAAAAGAAAUAUUACGAUGAGCCCGAAGGAGACAUAUUCUACGAUGGAUCUGAUGAAGAAAUAGAAAAGCUCGGCCAAAAGUGGCUUAAAGCUAAGACUGAAGCAGCCAGAAAACCUAUUCGGAUCGCCUUGUUCAAAAGGGCAUUGGUUGAAGAUUGUGGAUAUUAUUUUUCCUUCUGCUCUGGUGCAUGGGAAGAAUUUAGCCAUACUCGACAUUGCCCUGUUUGUAACGAGUGCAACGAUUGGAGAGAGUGGCAUUUGUUGAGUACUCCUCCAAGGCUAGUUGAGCUCUAUAAAGAAGGUGUUCUGGCGACCGACAUCUUAAAGCACUGA